Molecule: messenger RNA, 630 nt
Organism: Lepisosteus oculatus (spotted gar)
Lineage: Eukaryota; Metazoa; Chordata; Actinopteri; Semionotiformes; Lepisosteidae
Gene: cox5ba
Product: cytochrome c oxidase subunit 5Ba
Biological process (GO): mitochondrial electron transport, cytochrome c to oxygen
Cellular component (GO): mitochondrial envelope
Source: RefSeq, a predicted model, not a curated record
GUCGACACAGGCGCACUGUCAGUGUCUUUCCUGUAUUUUCUCAUCUGAGGUGGAGAAGAGAGGAUGGCUGCAAGGUUAUUGCUGAGAUCGGCCGUUCGUGGGGCUUCUUGUUGUCGGGGGGCCCCUGCCUCGGUACUCACCCGCGGCAUGGCAGCAGGAGGCGUUCCGACCAACGAAGAACAGGCUACCGGUUUGGAGAAAGAAAUUAUCAACGCAUCGAAAACAGGAGCGGACCCUUACAACAUCUUCAAGCCCAAGGCGUACACUGGGUCCAAGCAGGAUCCCCACCUCGUGCCCUCCAUUAACAAGAAGAGAAUCGUGGGCUGUAUCUGUGAGGAAGACAACACCGCUAUAGUGUGGUUCUGGCUCCACGAGGGGGAGGCACAGCGCUGUCCGUCCUGCGGCUCACAUUACAAGCUGGUCCCUCAUGAGCUGCCCCACUGAGCCUGGAGGAUCAGCUUUCCAGAAGGAAUCCCUUUAAUAAUGUUUGCUUAAAUUGAGAAGAAAUAAUGCAUCGCUAAGCGUCGCAAUCUUUAUAAACCCAGUUCUGACACUUCACUACGUUCUGAUGUAGUGCAUGUUACAUUUGGUCCAAAUCCUCUUAAUAAAGUCGGUGGUGUAUGAAGCUUU